AUGACGCGCCGAAAGCGUACUUCUUCUCCUUCACCCUCCGGUGCCCAGAAACGCGUGGCAUUUGAAAUCCCCGCCUCAUUGCAUCAACUUUCCACCAUUUCACGCUCGCUUGCCACAAACACCAACUCUCACGCGCCGUCGGGCUCUACAAGUCCAGUCGCCAAUACUCAAUCUCAGCCCCGACUGACUUCUCGCUCCUCCUCCUCGCACUCUGCUUCGUCAUUUUCUACCACCUCUCCUACUGUACAACAUACUCCAGCCAAGUUUGUGCCUCAGAAACACUCGUUUCCUGGUAGUCAGCCCUGGCCUCAACCGGUUCCGAAACCUCAAGCAUUGUUGGCGGUAUCGAAACAAAUAGAAGAAAUUACAGGAAAGAAGCCGACUCCCACAAACGUCUCUCCACCGUCCGCAGCCGCGCAGGCUCGACCCCCUCUUCCGACACCUCUUACAUCUAAGGUGCUGCCUAAGGGGAGACCCAGCCCACCUCGCUCCCAAAAUGAAGAGCCUGUUCUCAACCCGGGUGAAACACCGGUUCUCAGCACUCACCCGAAUUUGAUCGCGUCGCUGAUUGCGAAGAAAAGGGCCGAAAAUGAGGCGAAGGGGAAUCGCGCGAGAUGGGCUAGAAGACAAGCAGAGUAUAGAAUGGCCAAGUCCCCGGCGACACAGCCGAUGAAUGAAUUAAACACCGAGGUCGAUCGCAACAAAAUCAAACAACCUCAACCGAGGUCCGUUUCGAAUCCUCUUCCAGCGAGGUCGGUGCCAAAUGCACCAGCGGCCAAUGCUCCGACGCCAAACGUGUCCGAGGAUCAGACUCCAGCAGCAGAAUCCGUUUCUACGCCUCCUACUGUUGACUCGGCCAAGGGAAUAGAGACGGCAAAAGAUUCUCGGCCGAAUGAUAGUGAUUCACUCUUUGGAUCUACAUUCUCAUCUCCCAUCGCCGAGUUUCUCGAACGAGCAACUGAUAAUGCAAACUUGAGGGAAGCGCUGGGACCUCAUUCCAUCAUGUCCACGCAGUCUUCCUCUCAAAAUCUCGUGGGGCAUCCAACAUCUGCAUUAGCCGACGCAACGAGCAAAUCACAAGAUGUAGCGAUUCCUCCGCUGUUUUCGGGUAAGUCCAUGGCGAAUCAAGCGUCAGAUCAGGUUCAACAACUAUCACCGGUGACCAAUGCAAACUUUGCUUUAAAUUCGCCUUCUGUCAUGCAGCAAAAGCUUCCCAGAAAUUCGUCUACUUCAGGCCAAACUCAGGGAAGCCACGCCGCAGCAAUGGCUCAACAUCCACUGCCACAAUCUCAACAGUUCUACGAUGGCGUGCCAGGAUAUCAAAAGCUUGAUUGGCGAGGCUUCCCAGGUGAUACCACUAGCAGUGUUGCCAUGCGGCCCAAUUUUACUCUUGGUUCAAAUUAUGGACCACCCACUCGCUCAACAAACAUGCCAUAUUACGCAAUGGGAAUGACGGGCCCAUAUGCCAUGGAAGCAAGAACACCACCAGGACCCAUUCAAACCUACGGAAACACGGUACUCACGGCAGCAGCCGGAGACAACGAACCAGCAAGAUCACAACAAUCAAAUCCUGGGUUAAUGACUGCUGUUGACAUGGUUGCGGGGAUCAACACCAAAUUUAAAAUUGCGACAAAGAGUAACUUUAGUGUACCAAAACGAUGA
Molecule: messenger RNA, 1662 nt
Organism: Rhinocladiella mackenziei CBS 650.93
Lineage: Eukaryota; Fungi; Ascomycota; Eurotiomycetes; Chaetothyriales; Herpotrichiellaceae
Exons: 1
Coding region: 1-1662 (553 amino acids)
Source: RefSeq, a predicted model, not a curated record